Miniopterus natalensis is the source of this 671-nucleotide messenger RNA. The record is from RefSeq and is a predicted model, not a curated record. Lineage: Eukaryota; Metazoa; Chordata; Mammalia; Chiroptera; Miniopteridae.
CGCGAGAACAAGCUCCCUAUUUGUGCGCGUGCGCGAACUGAGUGAGUCUUUUUUCCGGUUUUUGCGGCGCGAGGAACUAUGAGCAGCAAAGUCUCCCGCGACACCCUGUACGAGGCGGUGCGGGAGGUCCUGCACGGGAACCAGCGCAAGCGCCGCAAGUUUUUGGAGACGGUGGAGUUGCAGAUCAGCCUGAAGAACUAUGACCCUCAGAAGGACAAACGCUUCUCGGGCACCGUCAGGCUCAAGUCCACUCCCCGCCCCAAUCUCUGUGCAUCCAGUGGCUUGCUUUCUUUACCAGCCAAGAAGUAUGAUGCCUUUUUGGCUUCGGAGUCUCUGAUCAAGCAGAUUCCACGAAUCCUGGGCCCAGGCCUGAAUAAGGCUGGGAAGUUCCCUUCCUUGUUGACCCACAAUGAGAACAUGGUGGCCAAAGUCGAUGAAGUGAAAUCCACAAUCAAGUUCCAGAUGAAGAAGGUGCUGUGUCUGGCAGUGGCUGUUGGCCACGUGAAGAUGACAGACGAUGAGCUUGUGUACAACAUCCACUUAGCUGUCAAUUUCCUGGUGUCAUUGCUCAAAAAGAAUUGGCAGAACGUCCGGGCUUUGUACAUCAAGAGCACCAUGGGCAAGCCCCAGCGCCUGUACUAAGGCACAAAUAAACCAUACUGCUGCAGUUA